UUCAGUUCUGAAGUUCUUGCAGCAAUAGAAAAUGUCAUUCAAGGUGUUAUUCAAAGCUUGGCAGAAGGGAAAGCACCUGUUCUCACCCUGGCUAACCGCGCAGACUGGAGGAACAUAGAAUUUAAAGAUUCUGUAGGUCUGCAGAUGAUACCACGUUGUACCACGAAACAAAUCAGAAGUGAUUCCCCUAGCUCAGCACGAAAAUUUGCUCUGAUGCUCAAAAUAUUAUCUAUGAUCUAUAAGAUGGUGCAGAGUAAUACUUAUGCAACUAAAAGAGAUAUAUAUUACUCAGACACCCUCUUGUUUGGUAGCCAAAGUAUUGUGGACAAUAUAAUCAAUGAAAUUUCUUGCAUGCUUAAGAUACCUCGGAGAAGUCUACAUAUACUGUCUACAACUCAAGGUUUUGUUGCUGGUAAUUUGAGUUACACUGAGGAAGAUGGUACAAAAGUGAAUUGCACCUGCAGUGCAACAGCAGUCGCUGUGCCAUCUAAUGUUCAUGGAAUUAAAAAUUUAAUCUCGCAUGCCAAAUUUGUGUUGAUUGUGGAAAAAGAUGCAACUUUUCAGAGGCUCCUGGAUGAUGACUUCUUCAGCAAAGUGUCCCCAUGCAUCAUGAUCACAGGAAGAGGAGUACCAGAUCUCAAUACAAGAUUUUUGGUCAGGAAGCUGUGGGAUACUUUUCAAUUUCCUAUUUUCACCCUUAUGGAUGCAGAUCCACAUGGUAUAGAAAUUAUGUGUGUCUACAAGUAUGGAUCUGUGUCCAUGUCUUUUGAGGCUCAUCAUCUCACUGUUCCGGCUAUAAAGUGGCUUGGGCUCCUUCCAUCUGAUCUCAAGAGACUAAAUAUACCUAAAGAUGCCCUGAUUCCACUGACAAAGCAGGAUGAAAAUAAAUUAGCAAGUAUACAGAGGAGACCUUAUAUUUCUUGUCAGCCACUGUGGAAAAAAGAACUGGAAAUUAUGGCAGCAUCCAAGCUGAAGGCUGAAAUCCAGGUUUUGACUUCUCUCUCAUCAGAUUACCUUUCCAGAGUCUAUUUACCAAACAAGCUGCAGUUUGGGGGAUGGCUGUGA
Messenger RNA from Acanthisitta chloris (rifleman), 1065 nucleotides. It is a transcript of the gene SPO11, whose product is annotated as SPO11 meiotic protein covalently bound to DSB. Lineage: Eukaryota; Metazoa; Chordata; Aves; Passeriformes; Acanthisittidae. The record is from RefSeq and is a predicted model, not a curated record. Gene Ontology annotation, biological process: meiotic DNA double-strand break processing; reciprocal meiotic recombination; meiotic DNA double-strand break formation. The annotation marks the transcript as partial. Gene Ontology annotation, cellular component: nuclear chromosome. Gene Ontology annotation, molecular function: DNA binding; ATP binding; DNA topoisomerase type II (double strand cut, ATP-hydrolyzing) activity. The transcript has 12 exons.